CUGCUGGCGACACUUGUUUAGGGGGAAGGAAACCCUGAAACGAGGCACCCCAAGUCGCCCACACCCUAAAGCAGUGAUUCCCAACCGGUGUGCCGCGGCACCAAGGGGUGCCGUGAGAUCUUUUGAGGGUGCCGCCAAAAUUCAGGGGAAAAAAUUGCAUUAACUUCACUCUCUCUGCUUCUGCUGCUGCUGCACAAUUUAGCGAUCGAAUUUUCAACUUAGCUACUUUUCAUUGAAUUUGUAUAAUAAUUUGUACUUAUGGAAAAUUACAAUCUAGGAGAACAAUACUAAUUAUAUGAUUUUGCUGUGUAAUAAUUGUACGGACACUGGAGAGAACAGCUUGGCGGGAGAGUGGGAGGGAGGGAGGGGAGUGAGGGUUGUAGACUGACGCGUAUGACACACGUACAGGGCAGGGCGCACAGCGAGUCGCCACUGGCCAGAGCCCAGAAUGUCUCAGUACUGAUUGGUGACGCAAAGGAAGCAGAAGGUAUGACAUAUCCUCCUCCCUCAGCUCGUUAGCAAUACAUAGGCUACCUGGUAUGUAUUGCUAACUAGCUGAGUUCGUGAGUCGUUUGUUCAUCUUUUUCUAAAUAUGUAUUUCCUUAUAAGGGUGCCGGGAAGUUUUGAAAGGCUUGCCAAGGGUGCCGCAAACUAGAAAAGGUUGGGAACCACUGCCCCAAAGGAAGAAGCCGAACACAUCAGGCAUUACAUUGGAUGUCACACGCGGCGUACUGGCAACAAACAACCCAUGCCCUGGACUAAAUUUUUCCAAGAAUGUACGUGACGUGACCAUCUUCCUUGGAUCAGUGAGGUGGCGGCGUGAGGGUGUGUGCACUACUGUGCAGGCUUCAGGAGGAAACAGAGGAAGAUGUCUCACGGCCAGCAUAUGACUGAGGAGGCAGAGGAGGAGGAGACAGUUGUUAGAACAGGACUAGUGUCCUCCCGAAAUGAAGCUGCCAACGCCGCUGCCAACCGUUACCAUGAUGGAUGUUCCGGGUUCUUGCUGGAGACGCCUGCAGAGAGGAUAGGGCGCCGGCGCUCUCAUCUGGUCGUGUACACCACUACAUUCGUUAUGUCUAUUGGCUUUUCCAUCGUACUGACUGGCGUCUGGCCUUAUCUACGCCAGCUGGAGCCCGGGGUGUCCAAGGAAAUGUUGGGCUGGGUGAUCGCCGCCAACCCGCUGGGCCAGAUGAUCGCCUCGCCGCUCAUGGGACUCUGGGGUAACCGGACCGGGUCCAACAGAGGUGCCUUCAUAGCUACUGUAGCCAUAUUCUGCAUAGGAAACUUCCUCUACGCUGUGCUGAGCUUGUUUGGCUCUGCUGCCCGUGCCGUUAUGAUCACCUCACGCUUCAUUGUCGGCAUCAGCUCAGCUAACAUCGCUAUCAUCCGCUCCUAUAUAUCUGCUUCCACCACUGUAAAGGAGAGGACUGCUGCUGUGAGCUUCACCUCUGCUGCUCAGGCUACAGGAUUCAUCAUUGGACCUGCCAUUCAGGCAGCAUUGGCUGUGGCUUUUUCCAAGGAUACAAGUGGGGUCACAAAUUCAACAGCUGUGGCUAACAUGACAGAGGCAGAGGAUGAGGAUGAGACUUCAGUUAGUAACCUGGAGAUACAGUGGAAUAUGUACACAGCCACAGGCUGGAUUGGCUGCUUCCUAGGACUCAUUAACUUAAUCCUCUUCCUUCCCUGCAUUUUUAAGGAGCACAACAUUGCUACCAAAGAAGCCCACUUCCAAAAGUGUGCUGCCAAUGAUGAAACAUCAAAGUUACCAAAACCAGAUUAUAUUGGCCUUUCUGGGAUUCUGAUCACUUUCUUUAUAAGUGUGAUGAUUUACGUGCUAUUGGAGACUAUAAUGGUUCCUAUGUGCAUGGACUUAUAUGCUUGGACAGAUGAAACAGCAGUAAUGGUUGUAGGUAUUGCACUUUGCAUUGCAGCUUGUUUAUGUCUCAUAGUCUUCAUUGUCAUAGGUUGUGCUGCAAAAAUAAUAGAUGAGCGACUUAUUUUAAUUAUUGGGGGAGUGUUGUCAAUGACAGUAGGGUUGGUUAUUUUCAUCCCUAUGGGUAAUACUUAUCCAAAGAUUAAAAACUGCACCUCAGUUGAUCCUUUGCCAGAACAUUUUAAUGAAUCACAAGGUACUUUUCAUUCCUUCCAGUUAGUAGUACCUCUUGAUCUUAAUCCGGGCAAUGUCAACAACAUGACAGAAACUCGUGAUACAAGAGUCAAAUCUAUAUUUCAGUUUAAUGAUACUGAAGCAUUGGCAAGUGAUUUAGUAAAUAAUUUGGAUGACAGUGUCAUGACUUUAAGGAAUGCAACUGUUGAGUCUAUUGUUAAAACUACAGAUGCAAGUAAAGUACCCACUCGUAUAGCACAAGAGAAUGACUCGAUUACCCGAAUCCUGAGACGACAGAGGCGGCAUGUGUCUCUUGAUGGAGACUGUGAAGACACUGGCUGUCCUCCUGAACAAGAAUGGUGCUUGUAUACACCCAUUAUAGAAAUCCCUCAGCUUGCAGUUGCGAGUGUCUUUUCAAUUAUUGGUUAUCCGGUUACCUUUUCAAUUGCAAGUGCCUUAUUCUCAAAAAUAUUAGGACCCAAACCACAGGGGGUUUGGAUGGGAAUCUUAACAAGCACAGGUAGCUUGUCUAGGGUAAUUGGUCCAAUUUUUGUCUCCUACAUUUACACUGAGCUGGGAACACGAUGGACCUUCAUUUUAUUAUUAUGUCCAAUGUUUUUUACUCUUUUGCUUGAUCUCAUAAUAUACAAAAGACUUGUUCCUAUGAAUGUGGUUAGAAGAAGGUAGUAGCACAUUAUAUGUGGUAAGCAUAUAAUUGGAGCGAUGAAUUUUCUAUCAUUUUAAUGCUCAGGAUUAGGAGUUUGUAAUGUAUACAUAGUGUAUGGAUAUUAAAUUCAAAACCCAGUUCUGUGAUAUGUCAUCAAAUGAGGAAUAGCAUUAGCUACAUGGCUUAGUAAACUAAAUAUUUAAAUUGACUAGACAGUGCUUCAAAAUGCAGAUGAAACCUCCCUUUACUGAAAGCAGAAUAAUACUUCACUUUAAGUUGCAUAGGGAUGAAUAUUGAUUCUCCAAGGUAUGAGUCACUGUAAGAUUGAUGUUUUACCUGUGGAAAAAAUCCAUAAUCAUUCCUAGUGCAGUUGGUAUGUAUUAUAUGUAUGUCAUUGGUAUGAGCUACAUCCAUUUGGAAAUAAUAGUUGUGCAAGAGGGUGUCAAGAAAAAGAGCAUAAUAAUAAAAUAAGUAUGAAAACUAAUUUCUUGAAAUGAAUAAAGAUGUAUAGAAAGCAAUACCAACCCUAGUGCAUCAGGAUUACCAUCAUAUUCAGCACUUAGCCUACACUUGUAUUUACAGAACCAAACCCUCUCCACCACACAACAAUGUAACUGUUCCAACCCUAGAGAGGGAAAAUCCCAAUGUAAGGCAGCUUUCUUACCAAAGUGGCAAGUCACACAUUGUAUGCCACUUGAAAACGAACCUCUACAAAGAAGUCAGACCUUUCCCACAGGAGUAGUAUGACACAUCGCAUGUGCCACAUACAACUAUUGUCGGUUCACCCGAGUCCGAGUAUCCUUCUGCUGCAAUAAGAUAUUCACAAUGGUUACCAGAUUACAUAAGGUGUCUUUACGCAUCUAGAAAAACUGCUGAAACUUCUUGUCAUGCAGCUCCUAUUGCCUUACAACUACAUAGGCAACGUGAACCCCAACGUUCUCUUUCAUGUAUCCAGCACCUUCUUUUCCUUACGUGUUCUUCAGCUAGGUGACUACAGCACCGAUCAGAGUAACUAUAUCUGCCUCAUCCUCCUGCCUCAUCCUCCGAUGAUGUCAUCUUGCGAAUUGAGCAGUGACAUGCGCCACAUGUCAAUUUGGUGUGAAAGAACCAUGCCGCACGUCACUUACCACUUGCCUCCUGCUACUUGCCACGUACAGUGUGCCACUUUGGUGUGAAAGCUGCCUAAGUUAUUCACAGUUCCUUGUGCCUGCUGGAAAUGCCUGAUGCUCUUGAGGUGGCCCUUGUAUGGAGUGUGAAUAGAGCCUUUAGUUACGUCAUAUUGAAAAACUUACAAUACCCUCUCGAGUUUCGCGCUAUCCGAGUUUCGCGAUCCUCGAGUUUCAUGCUUAGUCCUAUAUUCUCACGAUCCCAAUUCGCGCAUUACAGCCCUGAGUUUCAUGGUUUCGCGCUGCCUUGACAUGUAGAGGUCAUGUCUACCUACAGUUGGCGUCAUAUGCGCUGCCUUAACCUGUAACCUGCGGGACCGUUUUCAAGAAGUAGUCCGUCAGUGCAGCUUAUAAUAGCCUCAGAACGACCAUUUCAAAUUGAUACUUUACCCAUAUCAACGGAUUGGUUUCAUGAAUGUGCAGAUGACAAUUAUUAUUUUUUUCAAUAAAACCGUGAAUGUGAUCAGUUAUUUUAGUCAUAAAAUAAAGAUGCUAGAUAUGAGAAGUAUCUCUACUCGUUACGGCUGAAAAUACUGGGUUCGUUUAAGCCUAUAUGGCUUGCGGAAGCAGGUAAAGGCACUUAACCCUUUCCUUGCUCGCAGUCUGGAUGCGACUAUCCCCUCAGGUGCAGUCGGGGAGCCCAAUGGGGGGGUUCUUUUAACCUCUGUAUCUCAAAAACUAUUCAUCACAACCAAAAACACCACUGGAAAGAGGAGGUCCAGAUCUAUAGGAGUUGGUUAUGUAUGCCUCUCUUGCAAACAUACAUGCACGUUCAGGGAGUGUUGAAUGUUAACACUUACAUCGGUGCGUGCAGGAUGAUCAGCCAUAUUGAGGUAACUGCAGACUCUGGCAAGGGAGUAUUGCCAACUGCAAUAUUUACAACUAUUUGGUCAAAGAAUCAGUCAGGUGAUAGGUGAAGCUAUGCAAAAAUGCCACUAUAUUGGGCAAGAACAUCCACCAGUUACUCGUCUGUAGAUUUGCUGCGCUGGGCUGAUAUGAUUUUCCACCAAAUUUAGUGGAGAACCCACUCAAUUGGCAAUCCUGUGUUGUGAGAAUUAGUGUUGGAACACUCUCAUACGCUGGAGAUUUGAGUGCGGCUGGAGCUCGCAGCGAGCCUUUAGCGCCACCAGCAAAUACGCCUAACACCCACUGCAAGUGUUUAGCAAUGAAAGGGUUAAGAGAUUAGCAAGGCAGUUAGAUCUUCUUGGAUGUAGCCACCCUGCCAGGUGUUUUCAGAUUCUUUGAAGGGGUGUAGUUGUAUGUUUGUUUGUCUGUGUGUGUGUGUGUGUUGAAAGGGAGUUUUUCUCUCUCUCUCUCACACACACAAAAAAGUAACAACGUAAAAGUGUAUAAGGUCAUUUGAAAAGAAGAGAGAGAGAGAGAGAGAGAGAGAGAGAGAGAGAGAGAGAGAGAGAGAGAGAGAGAGAGAGAGAGAGAGAGAGAGAGAGAGAGAGAGAGAGAGAGAGAGAGAGAGAGAGAGAGAGGUAAAGUAAGAAAACGAUAAGGGGAUUAGAAGAAAAAGAGGGGGAGGAGGAGGAGGAGGUGGUGGCCUAACUGACCUACCUCACCUGCCUUCGGCAUAGGUCAGGUUAAGUUGCCAGGUGUCUCCUUAAUAAUAACUUCGUUAAAAAAUUGCUAAAACACAUCGGUCAAUUUGGGCUGGCUAGCACCUGACUACCAUCUGCCCUAUAGGGCAGGGUAGCAUCCCAUGGAUUAAAGGCAGUGUCACACUGACCGUUUUCAUCUAACCAUUGGGGCUACGGGCAACCAGGGUUGCCCGUAUGCCCAACUGGAAGCGAUUUGUAGGUUGUCCGUAGGAAUGGGAAACGGCAGUGACAUCUCAAGUAAUGGACGACGGACUCUUUUGAUUUUGCGGCGCCCUUGUCAUUAAGCCUCGAAUUUUGGAAAAUCAAUCGCUUUGGUGCGAAUCGCUAUAACUCCCUUAUUUCUGGGGCUACAGAAAUGUUUUUGGUAUCAAUCAACAGCAAAAUUGCAGCACGUGAAAUGAGUCAGAUUUGGCGCAUUUUCGUCGCAACUUCUGGUCAAGCUCGAGCAAAAACUACUGAAGCUAGGAAGGCGUGCUUGGUGACAAAUGAAAGCUCUAUUAAUACAGAUUAAUAAUCAGAAAAAAAUUGGAAAGCACUAAAUAAAUAAAAAAAGUUAUAAGCAAAAAACUAGGACAUAUCCAAAUCGCGGCAAAUGGGCCGAAAACAGGCAAUUUUGUGACAGCUUGACGACAAAUUUGGAAUCAAGCUAUCAAAAAAUCCUUCAAGCUAGUCAAACUACAUUGUCAAGGGGGGCUACAUGCCAAAUUACAGCCUUCUAGAGGCAAUAGCAAUGUCACACUAGACAAAAACGGCAAAAUGUCUGGAGUUCGUCAAAAUCGCUCUCAAGUCGUUUUGCUGGGGAAUACACAGCAGGAAAAACAUUAAUUUGCCUGGUUUUGUUCUAGUUUGUCCACUUGUGAUCUUUGUGAGCAGUGAGUGAAAUAUGGAAACAGGAAGCAAGUUGGACCUCUCUUUGAGCUAUUUUGUGGCUGCGGCAGCGGGUAUAGACAUACAUGAGGCAUUGAAAAGUCAAUCAUUAUAUUAGUGAUUUAAUAAUUUGUGACAGAAACAGUCAGCAGAUUAUUUCAUAACACAUCGAAAACUACCAGAAAAAAUAGGUUCGUCCAACAGUGUCCCAUGGGCGACGUUCUGUAAAAUUUCCCAGUUCUUUGACAAGGUUUGAGCAAACACUCCUAUCCUCCCGUCUUUGAAGCCAUAAUUGUGCCCACAACUGCUUCUUCCUUCCAUUUAACUGCAGCAACGAGUCCAUAACUUGGGUAACGGUUGCAUAAGCCAUGACAGCCCUUACUUUAGCAGACGAAGCCACGUGGAUACAGGGCGACUGUUUUCUUUACAGGCAACCAACCUUGGCCGUAUGUGACGCACGCCCGGAAAAGUUGGAGUGCCGGUGGUUGGAGGAAAAAGGUUCAGUGUGACACCAGCAACUGAUAAUUCGCUCCCGGUUGGCCGUAUGAGCAACCACAGUUGCCCGUAGCCCCAACGGUUGGAGAAAAUCAAUUAGUGUGAUACUGCCUUAAGGCAGCGAGGCUGCUGAUUGAGUGAGCGCCGUCGAUGACGUCAUCGGACUCACAACGCAUCACAAGCGUGUUUUCAGAACUACCAGACAAUCAUAAAGCAGCAGUCUUCAAUUGCGGCUCCAAAACGACCAGUUCUCACUUCCCAUUUUCUUCCUUUUACCACGGUAUGUAUUUUGAGAUAACAAGCAAGUAAAGUAAAAAAAAAAAAAGGCAGUUUCUCCACGGGUCGGAACCAAUAAGCGCUUUAUCAUUGUUUUCAAUACCCCAAGUUUCACGAUUCUCGAGUUUAGCGCUAUAUAUCUUCAGAACAAAGCAAGCGCGAAACUUGGGAGGGCACCAUAGGUCAUCCCCUCAUCCCCUUGGACCCCCCUAGUCUCUGCUAGACACCACGUGAUCUCUAGCAGGGACUUGGGGGGUCCAAGGGGAGGGGGGUGAUGGGCCUCUUGGCGUGAGAUGGCGGAAUGCGAGGAGGGGUGAGGGCCUGGGCCCCUUUGCGUGAGACAACGGGACAUUCCAAGCAGUAACGGCUUCUGGCGGUACUUAUAAUUAAUUACAAUACUUACACUACUUUUUGCUUCCUAAUUUCUAUUUUGCAGUCCUUAAUUAAAUGCUGGCAUUACAGAAUGUUGUCAUCAAAUUUAUAUGAGAACAUACUUUGUAAAUUUCUCAAGUAUAUAAAAUUUUGGGAUAAAUCUGAUAAAAACUAACAAUGAUGUUGAAUGAAUGAUAAAAACUAACUGAAUGAAUGACUGAAAACCCCACCUGUGUUUUGGUGGUAGACUGGAGGAAAAUAAUGAGGGGUUCUACUAAUGCCCUGGUGCUUCCUGUAAAGGGGGGGGAGGUAGGCUUUCCAAUAAGAUUUCCUAAAACUGUAUGAAUGAAUGGUGACGACCGUCCUCAGUGUCAAAGUCUGGCCAGUAUGCCGGGCAGUAUGUAAAUUCUUUGGAAUUUCUGUUGAAUUUUAUCUUUUGUCUACCUCAAUUUUGUUUUUUAUUACUACAUGGUGGUACAUUAAUUAAUUGAAUUGUCUGUCUGUUGUUUGCUAUAUGUAUACAAUGAUAAGUCAAAAUAUAUAUCUUUGUUAUUACAAUCAGAA
Messenger RNA from Eriocheir sinensis (Chinese mitten crab), 8121 nucleotides. RefSeq names its product major facilitator superfamily domain-containing protein 8-like. The transcript is spliced from 8 exons. Bases 869 to 2794 code for a protein of 641 amino acids. NCBI's taxonomy places the organism in Eukaryota, Metazoa, Arthropoda, Malacostraca, Decapoda, Varunidae. The record is from RefSeq and is a predicted model, not a curated record. Gene Ontology annotation, cellular component: lysosomal membrane. Gene Ontology annotation, molecular function: transmembrane transporter activity. Gene Ontology annotation, biological process: transmembrane transport.